Messenger RNA from Gambusia affinis (western mosquitofish), 7489 nucleotides. Its product is annotated as myosin light chain kinase family member 4-like. Gene Ontology annotation, molecular function: ATP binding; protein serine/threonine kinase activity. Gene Ontology annotation, biological process: protein phosphorylation; positive regulation of apoptotic process; intracellular signal transduction. Gene Ontology annotation, cellular component: cytoplasm; nucleus. The coding region runs from base 5153 to 6895 and encodes 580 amino acids. The record is from RefSeq and is a predicted model, not a curated record. The transcript has 14 exons. NCBI's taxonomy places the organism in Eukaryota, Metazoa, Chordata, Actinopteri, Cyprinodontiformes, Poeciliidae.
UAGAGCAUUACUAUACAUUGUCAACUUUUGGGUGACUUUGGCCUUAAUCAAUAUUGAAUUUUGGCUUUUACAGAGUAGCUUCUGAAGUGAGAUCAGAAGAUUUUUAUGCUUGAAGGGGCUCUACAUGCCCAUUUAUUAUUUUCAUUUCGUAUUUGUCAGCAUUCCACAUACAAAGCAGAAUGCUGUGGAAACUACCGAUAUAAAGCUAUAACUCGAUAGUUUCUGGGUUUUGUUUUUGGCAGGACAAGUAAAAAUGAUCACAGCACCAAUACUGAACAGCAUUGUUUAUGCUCAUUAAUGAACUUUGGCUUUGUAGGGUUUUUUCUAAAUAAUUAGCUGAUUUAAAAGGUCACUUCUGGGUUUUGGCAUGUUCACACUUCCAAGAUACAUUUAAAGGGGAAAGCAAUAAAGAUAGUUUACGUCACAACAAAAUGUUGCUACUGCACAAUAAACAUGAUACAUAUAUAUAAAGUCCCCAUUUAACUCACGUUUAUGGCUGCUGGCUCCCUCCUUGCGCUUGAUGCAACAUGGCCUCCUUUGCAUGAGGCACAGAGGGGCACAACCUGGCAGCAGCUGGGUAAAACCAGCAUGAAGCCUAGAUCAAAAUACAAGUGGUCUGGGUUUUUUUUCGAUUGGAACAGUGGUAUUUUUUUACCCCCCGUUUCCCUCUGCUUACCAUGUGUCAACUUUUCAUGAUGAGUCAAAUUUCUCACCUUCUCUCUUUUGGUCUUCAUUACUCUCACUCACUCAGAUUUCUUUGUAUAUGUUGUGCUUGCACUAACAGUCUUAGCUCUCCAUAUUCCCGCAGUUAAAGCUCUGCUGGCGGUUUUACAGCAUAUUGCUACAGGUCAGUUAUAAAUGGCUAUAACAAUGCCCGAUGGUCCCUGAAUGGAAGAAUCUGAUGACUUUUACAAUUAUUGGUUGUACACUCCAGUCUUUAUCAAAAGGUGGCAAGAAGAAUGGCAUGGUUAGAAGAUGAGCAUAAGAAGACCAACAUGUAGAAGAACAUGCUUUGGUCAGAUGAAACCAAAAUAAAACAGCUCCCACACAUGCAAAAUGCAGUGUGUGGCAGAAAAGAAAUGAUGAUCUUUCCCUGACCACACCAUCACCAUGAUAAAACAUAAUAGUGGCUGCUUAGUACUGAGGGGACAGGGAAGCUGAUCAAGACUGUUAGGAGGAUGACUGGAGCCACAGAAAACCUAAGACUGGGCUGGAGGUUCACCUUCUAGUAGUACAACAACCUUAAAGGUACUGCCAGCCAGAAAUGGCAUUUUAAUGUGUUCAAAGGGCACAAAGUACCUAAAUAAGUUCUAAAUAAGAAUCUGUGACCAAACUUGAAAAUCUAUGUUUACAUAGCCAAUCUGAUUGAGGCCGAGUUAUUUUGUAAAUAAGCAGCAAGAACAUAUUUUUUUUUUACGGGCAAAAAGCUGCUAGAGACAUACUCCAGAACACUUACAGCUAAAAGAAGUUCUACAACGUCGAAAGUGGACUUCAGUACAUUAUUAAAAGUACCUUUCAGUCUUUCCUACAUAUGUAAUCUACUGCAUUUCAUUAAAGGUACUUAAAGUUCAGGAAGUUAAAAGGUAUAAGCAUUAUACAAUGUCUAUUUAAAAAAAAAAUCAUUUUUUACGCAAAAACACUUUCCCAUUGCACUGAAGUCACAUCCAGAACUGACCUGGGCUUUCCGUCUUUAUUAUCUCUCAUUAAGCAGACUGUGAUGACUCUGUUAAAGGGUCACUAAGUGCUAUCUGGCAGCAGCUGGCACUCAGACGUGCACACUAUCACUUACAUAGCUGAAGAGGUUAUGGUUUUCUUUUAAGUUAGACAGAUGAGCAAAGCAAAACCUGACCACAUUGGCAGAAAGAAAGGUUACUGUAUGUUGAAGGAGUAAAAAAAUUUUUAAAAUCUUCCAAAUGUUUUUCUUUUUUUUGCUGAACGUUUAUGAUUGCCAAGUAAUCUGAAUUAUUUGUGGCUCAUGUUUCAGUGAAUUUCCGUUGUCGUCAGAGUGCUUGUCAGGUGGCGGCUUCACCCUAGCCCACCUCCAGAGGUGUGAAAUAUUUAACAUUUAUUUCAGGUUACUUUGGCGUCUAUAUGCACUCCCUUGUUUUCCAAUUACAUUUUUUUACCCUACAACUGUCUCUAAGUGAACCCUAACACUAGCAACAUAUCCCCUCUCAGUUAACUUCAUUGUUGAAAAACAUAUGUGGGAAACCUCAAGUUCAAGAUUAGUUUUUUUUUUCCAUCACAACCUGAUAUCAGAGUGUUUAGAAUCAUCAAUUCAGCUGGGAGAUUUGGAGAACACCCUACAAUCACUCGUAAUAUUUUCCACAGAGGGUCAGCAUCACAUUCCACCGUUGAGUGCGAAGAGUGAUAAGCUAUAAAUUCACUGUCCUGCUGCUACCUAUCCAUCAGCCAUGAAUAAGCAGAGGCAUGCCAUUAUAUAAGCCAGUAUGUGCAUGUUGAUGUCCAGUAACUGUGGUCGCAGGUCAGUUAGGUCUUUGCAAUUUGUCUUAUAGAGUUUAUUGAAAGUGUGACUUUAUGUUUUUGUGAACGUCAGCCCUUUAUGUCAACUUUCAUAUUAACAAGUUUUUUGUUAUGUACCUAUACAGUUACUUUUUAUGUUACUUUUAGUCAGUGCUGUGAAAAAGUAUGUUACAGAUUUCUUUCUGCUUUCAUGCGCACUGCUGUAUUUUUCAAUAUCUCACUUGGAUUCAAGUAUUAACUUAUAUUUCACUUCCACUGAGCAGCAGGGUGUGGAUCAGUGAAGACUGGUACGCUAUAGCCCAUUCUCCAUUGUCAGGUCUCACUCUAAUAGUUUCUAGCUAAGUUGGGUGUGUCUCCAUUAGCAGUGUGUUCCUCACUAUAGGUGCGAAUAUGAGAAGAAUGUGGACCUGAAUGUGGAAACUUAGGUUAUGAGAAAAUGAGUUGUAGUCAGUGAUGAUAAUGCUCUGAUAAUGUCGGUUUACGAGUGUAACUUGCCAGGUCAUUGCCUUCCUGGGCAAUUCUGCUCAAAAAAAAAAAAAAAAAAAAAUCUUGCACAGUCUGGGCUUUCUCCCCUUGACUCGGAUUGUCUCUGGUAGAUUUUUUUUUUACUGGGCCAAUCAACCAACAGAAGGAGUAGUUGUGAACAACUAUGCAGAUUUUCUGCACUGUUUUAGAAUUGCAAUCUUUCUAUAGUUUUAGCAAUGGCAGUGGGGGAAGUGAACAAAGCAAUUCAAUCUGGCUUGGCCAUGCUUCCAAAUAUUGAAAUGACAUUAGCAGCCACUCCGCUUGGAUCAGCACUUCUUUCUCUGCAGUGGGGGACGGUUGUUUACAAUGCAGGCAAUUUCUGAUAAGCUUCAUAACGUCAAACUGAUGUAUUACAUACGUCACAGGCAGACUUUAGCAAUUGGGUAAAAUUGAAAACCUCAACACACUCCACACGUCCAGGAAGCAAUUGUUUUUCUACAGCUGAUAGCCCAGACCCUUGAUAAGAAACGCAGCGUAAGACAAGAGGCUGGUACUUGCCAAGUACGACUGUCUUGUUGCAGAUUGAAAAUGGUGGUUGUUUAUGUUUGAGGAAUUUUCAUCCAGUGACGUACAUCCACGGACCAAAGAGUCUGCUGACAAUCUAAUGAGUUGCUCACAAUUCCCAGUUUGUACCAGCCCUGAGGUGGUUUACAACAAAUGCAAAGGAACUGCACAGAAUCUGCAAAUAGAGAUGAAUCUGUUGAUUGGGGAAGAACCGUUAAAGCCACUGCCUGGUUAGGCUCUUACUGGGCGAGCAGGGUUAAACCCUAAGUUUAUAACACUAUCAUAGUAUGACUACAUAAUAGUGCAUUACUUGGCUGUCACAGUGUUGGUUUGUGAUGAAAAAUCAGACAAAGUCCAGCAAUUGUAGAGCUUUAUAUUUUUUCCUUUAUGCAGUUCUUCAGACAUUGCACAACAAUUCACAGCCUUACAUGCAUUCCAAACAACAGGAGGGAGCAUCCCUCUCUGAUCCAAACCACCUGGCUUUUAAAGCAUGGCCAGGACUAAUUAAGGGGCGGAGACAACAAUUACAUUUCCAGGUAGAAUAAAAAAAAGCAUUUGUGCUAAACAAUAUUCCUAGACAGAAUUAUAUCUAACAAUUUUACAACUAAAACAAAAACAAGCUGGGCCCAAACCAAAAAAAAAAAAAAAAAAGAAAAACAUCUCCCCUCCUUCUCAAUCAAUGGACCUUCCCAGUGAGGUUGAUUCAAAACACCAGGUCCUUGUCAGCACUGCUCAUGGGUGCGCUUCCAUGGCAACACGUGACCUCAAAGAGAAGAGAGGAUGAUUAAAACAAAAUAUUAAAUAAAGCAAGAUUAUAGGAAGCACAAAAAACAGCACCCGUUAGGGAGGGGAUAAAUCCCUCACACGCAGUCUGUGACUUUUUAAGUCCUCCAAUCAACACACUGGUUGUGUAACGCCUAUGGCUAACCAUACCAUACCAUUGUCCUAUGCACUUACAACUGAAGGGAGGCAUAUAGCAAGACACAUAUCUUCCAAAAAGUUCCACUUUUGUCUCAUUAAUCCACGGAAUAUUUUCCUAAAUGUUUCAGGGAUAACAGAAAUACUUUUGUAUUGAUUAAGUACUUAUUGUUUGACGAUUAACUGAAGUAGGUGAGCAAUGCACUGCUUUAGAUGUUGUUGUAGGUUUCUCGUGACCUCCUGGAUGAGUGGUCUUGAGAGAGUUCCACUUUGGCUUGCUGGAAUACCAAAGUCUUGCGGACGACUUUGUAGCUAUAUUUCGAUUGGGACUUUUUGAGAAUAUUAUGUUAUGUUGUGAGCUGGUUACUAAUUAAGUGAUUUCUUUAUUCUAGGUUUCUCAGGCUAUUUUUGUCAGAUAUAAAAAAUUACUUAAUGAUCUGAAACAUUUAAUUGAGACAUAAAGAAAAAAACUAAUGAAAUCUGUGAGGUCAAAUACUUCUUUACAGCACUGCUGCUUCAGUUAAAUGUCUAUUCUGUUUGCAACAAUAUAAAAAAUAAAAUAAAUGCACCCCUUCUGUGUACACUGCUAUAACCCUACCAAGCAUUUCCAUCUUGUCUUUUUACUAGAAAACUACCUCUAGCAAAGCCAGUAAAUGGAAACAAGAGAUAACUCCUGCAUGUCAGCCAAGUUCUCUGCAGCCCCAUUACAAGAUAAAGCUCCAUGGACCAAAGCAUUUCCUCGCAUCACGGGAAAGAUCACAAGAGCAAAGAUGGGGCAGAAAAACCAUGUUUGGGCCAGAAGAGCCUGAAAGCGCAAAAGAAGAUGAAGCCUCCAGAUGCAACAGAUAAUAUUUCGCCAAAAAAGCAGGCUUUGCUUCUUGAAGAAGUGCAAAAAUUAAACAAAGAGAACACAGAAAAAACAGAUCAGUUGUUUCUGCAGCUGGAUCUGGAGUCAGGGGUGACCCCUAAAGAUGAGCAACCAGAGGCCCCCGCUUGCAACCUGGUGGACUAUGUGCAUGAAGAUUCCCAAGCUACUGUGGCUGAGGAACGUGAGGCUUCAGGUGUUAUUGAGGAGCAAAUAGAGGAAGAGGAAACUAAGGAAAAAGCAGUGCCAGUGGAAGAUGUAGUGCAAAAGAAAGCAGAAGAAGAAAAGCCCGAAGUUCCCGAGGAAGAACAGAAAGAAAAUAUUUCUGCUUCUGAAGAACAAAUAGAAGUCUCCGAGAUGCCAACUUCCGAUGUAGAUAAGAAAGAGGAGAUUGCUACCAGCGAUGACCACAAGGAAGCAACACCAUGCACAGAGACGGAGCAGGACAAGAUCACUGAGACAGAACAAGACAAGAAGGAGGAAAGAGAAGAGGCGCAGAAAGAGGAUGAUGAUGAGAGCUCUGAGCAUGAAGACUGGGCUAGCUUCAAGGCAGAUGGAAUUCAAAUCCAGUUCAACCUUAAAGAAAAGUUGGAGAAGGGAAAACUGGAGAAUGCUGAUGAAAAAACAAUAGAUGACGAUCAAAGUGAGCGGUUCUUCAUCGAUACAACUCUUCCUCCGGCAGCUCCUUUUAAUCAUCGCAUUGUGUCUGCUAAGCCAAACCAGAUCAGAAACUUUUACACAAUCAACUGGCAAGAGGUCCUAGGCGGGGGCCGGUUCGGUCAGGUGCACAAAUGUGUUGAAAACUCCUCAGGUCUCACUUUGGCAGCGAAGGUCAUUAAAGCUCGAAGCCAGAAAGAAAAGGACGUGGUGAAGAAUGAGAUCCAGGUCAUGAAUAAUCUGGACCAUGCCAGCCUGAUCCAGCUCUAUGCAGCUUAUGAGUCAAGGAAUGACAUCAUCCUUGUACUUGAAUAUGUUGGUGGAGGAGAACUCUUUGACAGGAUUAUUGAUGAAAACUACACUUUGAUGGAGUUGGAUGCUGUGGUGUUCAUCCGACAGAUCUGCGAGGGCCUUCAGCAUAUGCACAAAAUGUCGAUACUGCAUCUAGAUUUAAAGCCAGAAAACAUUUUGUGCGUGAGCAGAGUGACCAACAAGAUUAAGAUAAUUGAUUUUGGCCUCGCUAGGAUCUAUAAACCACGGGAGAAAUUAAAGGUGAAUUUUGGAACUCCAGAGUUUCUAGCUCCGGAGGUCGUCAACUACGAUUUUGUGUCAUUCAACACAGACAUGUGGAGCCUUGGUGUCAUAACUUACAUGCUCCUGAGCGGUUUGUGUCCCUUCCUUGGCGAUGAUGACAAUCAGACUUUAAACAACAUCUUGGCUUGUAAGUGGAACUUUGAGGAACAGGAGUUUGCUGAUACUUCAGUGGAAGCAAAAGACUUUAUCACUAGGCUCCUUGUUACAAAUAAAACCUGGAGGAUGGGAGCCUGUGAGGCAUUAAGGCAUCCAUGGCUAUCUGACUCUGUUCUUCAUCAUCGUCUUUAUACAAAGAAAAAUAUGUGCAGAUCACGCAGAUCAUCAUGCGUACCCCUGAUUGAUAUAUAAGAUCUGGACAAGAAUGAGAUGGCUCCUGAUGUGGCAACUUGGACCAACCCUUUUUGUCAGUGAAAUCUUCUAGACAUCUCUAAAUCCAACUGAAACACUUGAGAUGUGGAUUGAUUUUCUGGUUACGUGUGAUCCCGUAUGUUCUAAGAAUGUGAAAUGUACUCUCACCUGGUUUAGUUUAUUCACAUUACUAAUUUGAAAAGCCACACAUUAUCCUUUUUGUUUAUUCAAAUAGAUAUUUGUGGAAACACUCCUGUCAUCCAGCUUUUGCAAAGUCCGUAACUUUUAUUCAUUUCUAAAAUGUUGUCAGGGAUCUGCCGUAGGGAUGUAAUUUAUGAAUUUUACUAGUUUCUCUCCUUAUUUUAGGAUCUAAAAAAUGGUGCUAUAAGUAUUUGAUGAACCAUUAUGUAUUAUAUACUUGAGGCUUAUUUACGUGCCACCAUUGCUUUCAUUAGAAGUGCAUGACUGGCUUGAGGCUUCACUUUCAAAUACUACUUCCUUUGGUUUAUAUCUAGCUAAAAUGUGGCAAAAAUGUUUUGUGUGGCUUUCCUUUUUUUUUUUUUUUUUUUUUUUUUUUUUUUUGCAAAAGACGUA